Ananas comosus (pineapple) is the source of this 2288-nucleotide messenger RNA. RefSeq names its product glucan endo-1,3-beta-glucosidase 6-like. Gene Ontology annotation, biological process: carbohydrate metabolic process. Gene Ontology annotation, cellular component: plasma membrane. Gene Ontology annotation, molecular function: hydrolase activity, hydrolyzing O-glycosyl compounds. Bases 241 to 1740 code for a protein of 499 amino acids. The transcript is spliced from 3 exons. The record is from RefSeq and is a predicted model, not a curated record. Lineage: Eukaryota; Viridiplantae; Streptophyta; Magnoliopsida; Poales; Bromeliaceae.
AAUUCCCAUAUCCUUUCCUUUCCCUGACCAAAUUUACAUGCCCAGGUUUUUUUCUCCAAAAACUGGAGAAUCUGAUUCCUUCUUGUUUUCUCCCUUCUCAUAUUCCUUUCCCCCACCUCUCAAAUUUCAAUCCCUUUACAUAUAUAUAUACACCUAAGAGGCACGGAAAAAUUAAAAAGGAAAGCAAAAGAGAAGCAUCUUUUUAUUUGCUAUCAUUCAAACAUUCGCGGCGAAAGCGCGAUGGGAUGUCGAGCUUAUUGUAGUCUAGUUCUGCUUGGUCUCGCGGUGGGGGUUCUGCUGUCGACGGCGCAGGCGCAGGCGCAGGCGCAGGCGCAGGCGCAGGCGAUGGGGAUAAACUGGGGGACGCGGGCGACGCACCCAUUGCCGCCAGAUAUCACGGUGCGGCUGCUGCAAGACAACGGGUUCGCGAAGGUGAAGCUGUUCGAGGCCGACGACCUGGCGCUGCGCGCGCUCGGCAGGUCUGGAAUUCAAGUCAUGCUCGGCAUCCCCAACGAGUACCUCGUGCCGCUUGCCAGUAGCGUCCGCGUCGCCGAGCAGUGGGUCAUGCAGAACGUCUCCUACUACAUCUCUAAGUUCGGCGUCGACAUCAGGUACGUAGCCGUGGGCAACGAGCCGUUUCUGAAGACGUACAAGAGUCUCUACCAGCAAACAACUUUUCCGGCCCUGCAGAACAUCCAGGCCGCGCUGAUUAAAGCAGGUCUAGGGCGGCAGGUGCACGCGACCGUCCCGCUGAACGCCGACGUCUAUGAGACGUCGACCGGGGUGCCCUCGGGGGGCGACUUCCGGGCCGACAUCCGCGACCUGAUGAUCAGCAUCGUCGGAUUCCUGCAGAACAACGGCGCCCCGGUCGCCAUCAACAUCUACCCGUUCCUGAGCCUCUACGCCGACCCGCACUUCCCCAUCGACUACGCCUUCUUCGGCGGGGGCGCGGCGCCGGUGGUCGACGGGAGUGUGACCUACACCAACGUGUUUGAGGCAAACUAUGACACGUUGAUAUGGGCUCUGGAGAAGAACGGGUUCGGGUCCAUGAACGUUAUUGUGGGGGAGAUUGGGUGGCCUACGGAUGGGGACCCGAAUGCCAAUUUGGAGUAUGCUGGCAGGUUCAACCAGGGCCUCAUCGACCGGAUCACACGAGGCAUGGGCACGCCGAAGCGGCCGACGCCGCCGGAGAUCUACAUCUUCGCGCUGAUCGACGAGGACGCAAAGAGCAUCCAGCCGGGCAACUUUGAGCGGCACUGGGGCCUCUUGUACUACGACGGCACGGUCAAGUACCCGCUUACGUUGGAAAAUGGCCAGAACUUAACCGGCGCAGUGGGCGUAAAGUACUUGGACCGGCAGUGGUGCGUCCUGGCGCCGGAGGCCAGCAUUGCAGACCCUAACAUCCCAGGAGCCGUCGACUACGCAUGCCAGUACAGCGACUGCACCAGCCUCAGCUACGGCUCGUCGUGCAGCGGGCUCGACGCGCGGAGCAACGUAUCGUACGCGUUCAACCAGUUCUACCAGACAGCGAACCAGCAGAAGGGGGCCUGCAUGUUUUCGAACCUGUCAGUGAUCACGCAGACCGAUCCGUCGCAAGGGACCUGCAGGUUUGAGAUCAUGAUCGACACGGGGAGGCACGAGCUGACUUCGAACACCGACAGGGCCGUCGCGAGGGCGUCGGCCGUGGUUGGGAUUUGGAGUGUGCUAGCAGCAGUCGGUUUGGCGGCGAUAAACCUAUAAAACAGUGCAUCUGAACAUCUCAUGCAUCUCAUCUUCGGAAAAGAUAGAAGUUUAAGAUGGAAUGGAUGUUUAUACACCAGAUGCGCACAACAGUUUCCCAAAGAAAGUAGGGUGCAUUCUAAAAAACAAACUUUUACGCACGAAAAAGAUUGAACUUAGGAUUAAAAAUUAAGAUGAGAUGAAAAGAACGCGGCAGACAAAAUCUCAGUCCAUAGCAUCUCCUUGUAGGGCAAGAGGCCCCUUGUGGAAGGGAGCAGAGAUUGUUGAGAUAUGCUCUUAUCUCAGGAAACUAUUGCCCAGGAGAUGCCUGAAAUUAAUCCACUCUGAAAUUACUUGCAAUUUAGAUUUAAGAUAAGAGUGAUUCUUUUAAACUCUUACAUUCUGAUUCAUUAAGUAAUUAUGUAUUUGAUUAGAAUAAGCCAACUAACAGUUGGCAUUUUCUUCGGUUAGAGUUUCACAACACUCUUCCAGUACAUAGUAUUACACUGUAAAACAAAUUGAUUCAUGAUAUAUUUUGUGCAUAUUGCUUACUUUAUCCAGUUCUCUGU